Molecule: messenger RNA, 1069 nt
Organism: Callorhinchus milii (elephant shark)
Lineage: Eukaryota; Metazoa; Chordata; Chondrichthyes; Chimaeriformes; Callorhinchidae
Gene: coxfa4l3
Product: chromosome unknown C15orf48 homolog
Exons: 4
Coding region: 424-678 (84 amino acids)
Source: RefSeq, a predicted model, not a curated record
CAUUCAUUGAUAAAACUCAGGCUUUGUGUGUGUGUGCGUUUGAGGAUCUUUGUACAGUAUCGAUAUUAAUAAACACUGUUUUCAGUGGCUGUGAAGUGUCUCGACUACGUGACUUGCAACACGUCCCACCCAAGGCUGAUAUAACCUAUAAAUAUCAGAAUCAGGAAGCACAGCUCAAGGUUGUCAUCUGAGAGAGAGAGAGAGAGAGAGAGGUGAGAGCUACACAACCGAAGUCACAUUUAUUUACAUCGGGACCGAAUUGGUUCAAGAUAAUUACAGUUUUCUUUUUUGCUUUUAAGUUCUUUCUUUCGCUGGACGAACAGAACAGAAGUUUGAUGCUUCAAGUGAUCAUUUCUUUCGGGAUUCUUUAGGAUUUUUUUUUUUUUUUUUUGCAUCACCUGGACAUUUUGUGCUCACAUAAAGAUGACUGGUAUAUUUCAAAUGAUCAUGAAGAAGAAAGAGCUCAUCCCUAUAGUCGGGCUGAUGCUCUGUGCGGCCACGGGAGCCACUUCCACCGCCAUCUACUUCCUUCUGACCAAGAGCGAUGUCAUAAUCGAUAAAAGAAAUAAUCCAACUCCAUGGGAGAAUAUCGAUCCAACCAAACCUCAGAAGCUCAGGACCAUCAGCCAGGAGUGGAGGCCUUUGGAAGAGCUGGAGAUGCUGAAGAAAUACAAGUGAGCGAGUGACCUUGCUCCUUGACUUGGCGCCUAUCAAUCUCCCGGAAUCAUUUCUGCACAAACUCGGUACUGGAACAGUGUGCGGAAAUGCUUCUGGUACAUUUUUAGGACUUUAUCCCAAGAGCUUCAUUCAUCCUUCUCAGUCUUAAUUUCCCCUUGGAUCCAAUGCCAGUGGCUUCGCUCCACAGUUAAAGCACGUUGUCUCGUGGACCAAUGGGUUCUCUCUGAUGAUAAAAACACGUUUCAAAAGGAAGUGUCUUGUUUGUGGAAGAUUAAAUGGAAGAUUUAACACUGUUACAAAGUGUAUAAGUUCUUACAUGCUGUAAAAAAAAUGACAUAUAUGUAUAUAUGAGAGACAUAGACCUCUGUUAUUAAACUUGAAAAUUUAAUUU